CGCUCCAGUUGGACAUCUACUCUCUCGUCCUUUGAGAUUUUUGGGGCGGGGGAUUCCUCAAAGCUCGUUUUGGACUGAGACAAAAAGAAUUUUUAUUCUUUCGAAGUCUCUUUACAUUAGUGAGAAAUCUUUAACGUUUUCUUUUCGACUUUUCGAAAAUUAGUACAGGCUGAUUUUGGAGAAGGGGCUCUUAAAUUUUUUAGAAUCAAAUUGUCAGCCCCGAAGUCCACUCAGCCUAGGGAAAGCGAAAUAUUCUCAACUUAACCGAAAAGGUUAAAUCUUUCUUUGGCAAUCCAAAGAGAUUUAUUCGUUGUCUCCCUUAUUGCCCGAGUGAACCAAGCCUAACCAUGGUGAUGUUCAAGAAAAUCAAGACUUUCGAGGUGGUCUUCAGCGACCCCGACAAGGUCUACUGCAGUGGGGAGAAGGUGGCUGGCCGGGUGGUGGUCGAGGUGUGCGAGGUGACCCGGGUCAAAUCCGUCAGGAUCCUGGCUUGCGGAGUGGCCAAAGUCCUGUGGAUGCAGGGCUCGCAGCAGUGCAAGCAGGCGAUGGAGUACCUGCGCUACGAGGACACGCUGCUGCUGGAAGACCAGCCCGCAGCUAAUGAUGAGUCCGUGAUCCUGAGACCUGGAAAUAUAUAUGAGUACAAGUUCGGCUUUGAACUUCCUCAGGGACCUCUGGGAACCUCAUUCAAGGGGAAGUAUGGCUGUGUAGACUAUUGGGUAAAGGCUUUCCUUGACCGCCCCAGCCACCCAACUCAGGAAACUAAGAAAUACUUUGAAGUGAUGGAUCCAGUGGAUGUCAAUACCCCUGAUUUGAUGGCACCUGUGUCUGCCAAGAAGGAGAAGAAGGUUUCUUGCCUGUUUAUUCCUGAUGGGAGAGUAUCUGUCUCUGCCCGGAUUGACCGAAAAGGAUUUUGUGAAGGUGAUGAAAUCUCUAUCAAUGCUGACUUUGAGAAUACUUGUUCCCGCAUUGUUGUGCCCAAGGCUGCUAUUGUUGCCCGCCACACUUACCUUGCCAAUGGCCAGACCAAGGUGUUGACCCAAAAGCUGUCCUCUGUUCGAGGCAACCAUAUCAUUUCUGGCACCUGCGAAUCAUGGCGUGGCAAAAGCCUUCGUGUACAGAAGAUUAAACCCUCCAUCCUUGGCUGCAACAUCCUUCGGGUUGAAUACUCUUUAUUGAUUUAUGUCAGUGUCCCUGGAUCUAAGAAAAUCAUCCUUGAUCUACCCCUAGUCAUUGGCAGCAAGUCAGGACUCAGUAGCCGCACAUCUAGCAUGGCUAGCCGAACCAGCUCUGAAAUGAGUUGGGUGGAUCUAAACAUCCCUGACACCCCAGAAGCACCUCCUUGCUACAUGGAUAUCAUUCCUGAAGAUCACAGACUGGAGAGCCCAACCACUCCUCUCCUUGAUGAUAGCUCUCUGGACAGCCCCAUCUUUAUGUAUGCAUCUGAGUUCAAGUUUAUGCCUCCACCCACUUAUACUGAGGUGGAUCCCUGCAUUGUCAACAACAACGUGCAGUGAAUGAACCAAAGAAGAGAAGCAGAAAUUAUUUACCUGUUUCUUUCUGUCUUUCCUUGACUCGCUUUUUCAGAAGCAUGAUGGUCUCUGCCCACUGUGGGGACGGGUUCACCUUCAUCUCUGUCUCCCUGAUGUUAAAAGAUCAGCAGGCAAUCAUGUUUUAAAACAGACGCCAAAGUGCGUCAACUCUCUCAGCCAGUCUUGCUGUUGUUUCAUAGAGGAUGUUGGCUGGUUUGUGGAAGAUUUGGACUCUUGUGACUGACCUCUUUGUUCAGAAUUCCCCUGAAUUAUGAGGGGUUUUCAGUAGUUUGGAUUCAGGAUUGGGAUAGCCUCUAGAUUGGUCUUCCCAAUUCUGGGAAUCACAAAAUUUGGCUUCUGGGGAGCCAGACAAAGGUGAUUUAAUGAGCUGGGAAAACAUUUUAUAGAAAUAAUGGCCAAAUGUUUGGUGGGAAGAAGAGGCGCCUGAAAUCAGUAUAGCCCUUCCCACGUAUCCUCUCACUCUAUAGAUGUUUAAAGGUGCUCCCAGUUCUUGUAGAAAUUUUUUCUGUUGAAAGAGAAGUGAUCCACUUCACUUCUCAUGACACAUUAUCCUUGUUUCAAAGCAAAGGCAAACAGACCCCUUGAGAGGGAGGCUGGUGAAAGCCUGUGGCUAAGCACUUUGUUCUUCCUCUUAGGAGGUUUUCUUAAAGAGUUUGGGUUCAGUGUUGGUAGGAGGAGGAAGGCACAAAAUAUCUUCAAAACUCCUUUGGAGUUAGUUCUGAAGUAUUGUUCUUAGCACUUUUAUUCUUUUGUUUUCUGUUGGGGAUUUUCCUCCUAGUCCCUAAGCAUUAAACUUAAAAAGAUCCUCUUUGUUUCUGGGGUGGGCAGGAGAAAAUUGAUGGUUUUUGUCAUUACCAGUAGCUUCCCAAGAGUAGAUUGAAUACUGACCACAGUACUUAAUAAGUAAGGGGCCUUCCAGUCCCCUGCCCAGUAAACUGACUACCAAAACACUUCCAAAGCUGGGAUUGAAGAGUGCUGAAAGAACAUCUUAGGAAGCAAAUCAGAAUCCUGCAUUUUUUCCACCCUUGAAUACGCUCCCAGUGUUAGGAGUUUUAAAUAACUCCUUUCCUCCUUAUCCUUCCGCUACUCAAUGAAUUGUCCUAAGCAAUCAGCACUUUCUCUACUGUCUUGUGUCAAAGCACUGAGCCCCACUCUUUUAUCUGUGAACUGUACAACUAGAAAAUGAACUGAAAGUGGUUUUGGUUUGAUUUUUUAAAAUGUGUAUCUUUUUGUAUGUUAAAAAUUAUAUUUUGUACUUUUAUCAGAGAUAUUUUCAACUCCUUGGCGGAGUUCUUGUUUUUUUUUAAAUAAAAAUAAAAUUAAACUGAAAAGUU
This is a messenger RNA of Antechinus flavipes (yellow-footed antechinus), 2887 nucleotides long. RefSeq names its product thioredoxin interacting protein (gene TXNIP). Gene Ontology annotation, biological process: protein transport. NCBI's taxonomy places the organism in Eukaryota, Metazoa, Chordata, Mammalia, Dasyuromorphia, Dasyuridae. The transcript is spliced from 8 exons. The coding region runs from base 348 to 1517 and encodes 389 amino acids. Gene Ontology annotation, molecular function: ubiquitin protein ligase binding. The record is from RefSeq and is a predicted model, not a curated record. Gene Ontology annotation, cellular component: cytoplasm.